AUGUACCGCGCCCCUUCGCCUUACCGUGCUCCUUCGCCGUACAGAGCUCCUUCACCAUACAGAGCCCCGUCUCCCUACCAAGCCCCGAUAACCCCUUCGCCCUAUAACAACCAGCUCCAGGCCUACCCGACCUCCAAUAGCAGUCAAAAUGUCCCUGCUGCAGGCUCUAUCACCUACACAACGUCUACAUCGAACGAUGGACGUCUCAUCUACCAUCCUUUCAAAGCCGUCCCAGCGAGCUACAAGACACCCAACGGCAUCGUAACUGGCAUUCAGUGGAUCCCCGCGGAGGCUACUCAGGUUUUGCCGCCGGGCGCUCAACCGGCUAGUGAGGAUUUCACAGAGUCUUGGCAGCGUGGUGCUCUCGGUCCUGGCGACCGGGGCAUACUGAAAGACUGGCAACGGUCUGAAGAAAAACGAAGGAGAAAGGAAGAGAAAGAAUCCUCCAAACUGCUUAGGGAGAAGGAUUACCUAGCCCAGGCUCGCCGCGAUGAUCGUGACGAUGAGCUACGCUAUGCCCGUGAGCGAGAUGCCGUUGCUAGGGAACGCCGCAAGAGCUUCAAUGCAGGCGCUCCUGGAUCCCUGGCUUUCCCUACUUCUGGCGCUCCUGGUUAUGCUGGGUCUAGCGGAGCGUACUACCCUGACGCACCCGGCGGCGUCCCUGCAGGCGCUUAUGCCACGACAGGUUCCACAGGCAGCGCCUAUGGUCGUGAUCGAGGCGCCGCUGGCCUGGCAGACCAGUUCUCCGAGCUGAACAUUGAACACGGAGGUGACAGCGUCCUCGGCCGCCCGAGAAAGUACAGUACGCACGAGCCCGCCGCUGAGAGAGCUCGUAAGCAGAGCGGAAACUUUGGCCCGGGUGUUCCUGGAUAUGCAAGCAGCGGCAGUUCAUCCUAUGGUGCUCCUGCAGGACCCUAUGGCCCUGGAGGAACUCGAACAGGAUACACGGGUGGGCCCCAGUAUGCUGCUCCUACUCCAGUUGCGGGAGGUUAUGCUCCUGGCCCUGGUGCACCUUAUGCAGGUAGUAGCUCAUACCCAGGAAUGGAGGGAAACCUGGGCUCUCGUUCCCGUGCCGCGAGUCCCCUUCCUGGUGCCAUGGCACCGACUGCCGUCAUGCCCACUGCGUCCCCUAAUAUCGGCUUCGCCAACGAUCAACAGCAGCUCGCUGCCCCGGAAGGUUUCUCCAGGCCUAUCAAUGCCGCUUGUCCCUACACACCUUUCGAUGCUUUGAAAAUCCAGGACAUGGAUGCUUUCUUGGAGCAUAUCCCUCGUAUGCCUGCUGUUCUUCAGCCGCAUGACGUUUACAUCGAGGACUGGGCUCGUUUCGUGCAGGAUUUAUCCCUUGCCUGGGCUGGCAGGCUUCCCGUUCCUGGUGUGUCCAACGCUACCCACAAGCCCAAGAGGGCUACCCUCAGUGCAGAUCUCAUCGACUUGUGGAAUGCAUCGUUCUUCGUCAGUCGAGGCAUCGAAGCAGUCCUCUACAAAGGCCGAGAAAGACGUUCAGGGCCUAAUGUAGGUGUCGCCGACUUGCCGUUCGACUCUACAUCUUCAUCCUCUUCUGAUUCCGAAGUGUCUGCAACCGAGCGGUAUGAAGCCGCUCAGGCUGGAUAUGGUGGGAUGUAUGGGCGUGGGGGCUAUAAUCAAGAUAUCUUGGAUGCUAGACGAAGGCGUGCCGAGAUGAAGGCUGAGAAGAAGAAGAGGCGAAAGGAGAAGAAAAUCCGACGCAAGGAGAAGGCUAGGGCUAAGAAUUAUACCUUGGUUUUGACGUGCAUUCCUGCCGGUGUGAACCAAGGCGCCGGCGCUGGUGCGAUUCCUCCCAUGGGCGGACCCGGCAUGAUGCCAGGUGCAGGAUCGAUGCUGCAAGGUGGUCACGCAGGUAGUUUGGGAGGUAUCGGAAGCAUGGGGGGAAUUGGUGGAUACUGA
Messenger RNA from Desarmillaria tabescens, 1923 nucleotides. RefSeq lists its product as uncharacterized. The transcript has 7 exons. The coding region runs from base 1 to 1923 and encodes 640 amino acids. Lineage: Eukaryota; Fungi; Basidiomycota; Agaricomycetes; Agaricales; Physalacriaceae. The record is from RefSeq and is a predicted model, not a curated record.